Hibiscus syriacus is the source of this 387-nucleotide messenger RNA. Its product is annotated as TBC1 domain family member 13-like. The transcript has 3 exons. Gene Ontology annotation, molecular function: GTPase activator activity. Gene Ontology annotation, biological process: activation of GTPase activity; intracellular protein transport. The record is from RefSeq and is a predicted model, not a curated record. Lineage: Eukaryota; Viridiplantae; Streptophyta; Magnoliopsida; Malvales; Malvaceae. The coding region runs from base 1 to 387 and encodes 128 amino acids.
AUGCAGUGUAAUGCAGAAGCAGACAGUUUUGCUUGUUUUGUCCGACUCCUGAGUGACUCAGUGGAUCACUUCAGUGAACAAUUAGAUAACAGUUCUGUGGGCAUCCUUUCUACACUUUCCCACUUGGCAGAGUUACUGAAAGCCAAUGAUGAGGAACUGUGGCGUCAUCUUGAGUUCACAACUAAGGAAAGUUUAAUGGAAGUUAAGCCUCAGUACUAUGCAUUCCGGUGGAUAACAUUGCUACUAACUCAAGAAUUCAAUCUCAAAUCGAACCUAAGAAUCUGGGAUUCUCUUCUGAGUAAUCCUUUUGGUUUCCAGGUCGGAAAUGCUUCUACGCGUAUGCUGUGCCAUGCUGCUGUGUACGAAAAGCAGGUUUUUGAGUGGUGA